Molecule: messenger RNA, 1332 nt
Organism: Pochonia chlamydosporia 170
Lineage: Eukaryota; Fungi; Ascomycota; Sordariomycetes; Hypocreales; Clavicipitaceae
Exons: 2
Coding region: 1-1332 (443 amino acids)
Source: RefSeq, a predicted model, not a curated record
AUGGCACACCAGGCGCAUAAUAUUCCAUGGCAAGCUUUAACAGCGCAUAUCAAGCCCGUCUUCCGCAAGUACGAUGGUGCCGAUCGAGGCGAAUCCAAUUUCUACCUGUGUUACAAGUCGCAACAGGCAAAACAACUGACCUAUUUCGUCACGUCUUUCGCCAAGAAUAUCGAAAGUCACACCAGAUGUGAGCGUAAAAAAUAUCCAGAAACCUUCUUGCCACCAGCUCGAGAUGAUCUGGUGUUAUCCGAUGCCGUGGUAAAGAAGCUCAAUCCCACUGUCAUGAGAUUGCGACAACAUCAUCUUAAAGGCGGGAAGGACAGGUUCACUGAUAGACUCAUCGACCAAUCAAUAUGGAAGAACUCCAUCGAAUCUCUUUGUUGUCAUACAGACGAUGCAGAAGAGUUCGCCUGUGACUGCAUUAUUCCCCAUGCAGAACGCAGGGCCGCUGCCUUUUUCCGCUCGUACACACAAAACCCUUGCUAUCAAUUUUUUGAUUUUAAUGCGAAGGCCUUCUACAAUCUUGAAAUACUGAAGCUGUUGUUAUUAUAUGGCGAAAUGGACUUGAUCCUGCGCAUGUGCGCUCACCCAGAUGUCGACUACGCAAUGUGGCAUGAUCGAGGGCUGUGCUACGACACAUCUUCUGACUUAGGGUGGAAUCGUAUUUACGAGUAUGCCAUAGACGCAUACCUGUGUUUCAAUAUUUGCUACUGCUUUCCAGAAAUAUGGGAGCCAGCAUCUGGUCGAACAACAAAGGAAGAUUACCGCAACACGUUGUUGUAUCAACGUGUCUUAGCGACUUGUACAUCAUUUGGGGCCACCUCAGAGGUUCCAGUACUACCUCAUCGACAAUUCUUUGGUGUUUCCAACGACGAGACGUAUGACGAACGCGCACAUACCUCUGUGCAACGAGGCAAGCGAGGUUAUGGCAUGGAGCUGUGGAAGGAGUUUCUGGCAGCGGAGAAACUAGGACCAGACCCUGUUGUUGAAUCCUUCACAAUCAACUAUGUGUGCAAGGUACUGAUGCACAAGGGCCUCCCUUCAGAGUUAGUAUCGACAAUCCUAGGUUAUGUCGAACCUAUCACGAAAAACAAGCUUCAGAAACCUCUUAACCCAUUUCAUCCGGCCAAUGGAAACCAAUUGCGCAGGUAUUUAACGUAUUGCUGGCAACUCAUUAUCCGCUGCAACAUGAUGGCCCAGGCUCUCGGCAUGGACCUGAGCUGGGAAGCAGUGGUAUCCAGGAGAUUGACUGAACUUCUCUCCAGAGGCGACGGAAAGUGGUGCGAGUAUCGGGUUGGAUGUGAGGACGGGGAUCAGUGGGUUUUUAUAUGA